This is a messenger RNA of Hippocampus zosterae (dwarf seahorse), 2013 nucleotides long. Its product is annotated as calpain-5-like. The transcript is spliced from 12 exons. The record is from RefSeq and is a predicted model, not a curated record. Lineage: Eukaryota; Metazoa; Chordata; Actinopteri; Syngnathiformes; Syngnathidae. Gene Ontology annotation, cellular component: cytoplasm. Bases 43 to 2013 code for a protein of 656 amino acids. Gene Ontology annotation, biological process: proteolysis. Gene Ontology annotation, molecular function: calcium-dependent cysteine-type endopeptidase activity.
CAAACAAGAGCCACAUUUAAGUGUUCCCCAAUCACGACGAGUAUGACAGAGCGAGUAAGUGAUUUCCGAGGUCAGAGCUUCCACAAACUCCGGCGGGCGUGCCUCCGACGUGGCACCCUCUUCAAGGAUCCCGAGUUCCCCGCCACCGCCCAAGCGCUCUUCUACAAGAGGGCGCCGCCGCCAGGGGUGACCUGGAAGAGGCCGCGGGAGAUCUGCAAGGACCCGCGUCUCUUUAUUGAUGGCAUCAGCACACGUGAUCUACACCAAGGCAGUCUGGGAAACUGCUGGAUGGUGGCCGCCAUUUCCUGUCUGGCGUCCGAGCCUACGUUGUGGAAAAAGGUCAUCCCCGACCAUACCGACCAGGAAUGGAACCCCAAGCGUCCAGAUUUGUACACGGGGAUCUUCCAUUUUCGCUUCUGGCGCUUUGGCCGCUGGAUGGACGUGGUUGUGGACGACCGGCUGCCCGUGAGCAGCGGCGGCGUUCUGCUUUUCUGCCGCUCGGCCACGCCCAGAGAAUUUUGGAGUGCCCUGCUGGAGAAGGCCUACGCCAAGCUAAAUGGCUGCUACGAGGCCUUGGAAGGGGGCAACACCGCCGAGGCUCUGAUCGACUUUACCGGUGGUAUUUCGGAGCCUCUCAGUCUGAACCGCGAGACCCUCAGCCUGCACGGCGACCAGCGGAAGGCUCUCUUCCAGAUGCUGGCCAAGGCCAACGAACACAAAGCCCUCAUCACAUGUUCUAUUCGGCCAUCCGAAGGCGAAACGGCGGAGUCAGUGCUGGACUGCGGACUGGUGCGGGGACAUGCCUACGGAGUGACUGCCGUGAGGAAGGUGUGGCAGGGAAGCGGAAUGUCUCGACUGUUCUUGGUGCGCAUGCGGAACCCGUGGGGCACCACCGACUGGACGGGUGCUUGGAGUCAGCGAUCACAGCAGUGGCAGCAGAUGAGCCGUGCAGAGAGGGAGAAGAUGGGACUUGUAGUUCGGGACGUUGGCGAGUUCUGGAUGGACUUUGAGGACUUUUGUGGCUACUUCACGGAUGUGGUGGUGUGCCGCCUGGUGGAGAGGGCUCUCCUGUGGCCCAGCUCCCACUGGAGAGAAGUGCGCUGCUACGGGGAGUGGGCUCCGGCGCCAGCCCACCCCGGCGCACCUCCGCCGGCCGACAGAGACCAUGAGGACGACGUGAACGGAGACUCGGAAGUCCAGAUGGACAAGAGGAGCCGAUGCGGAGGAUGUAUCAACCACAAGGACACGUUCUUGCACAAUCCACAAUUCAUGUUUGAGGUCCGAGGCCAUGAGGAGGAGGUGCUCGUGUGUCUGCAGCAGGAGGACCAGAGGAUACGGAGGAAGGAUGGCGGGGGGGACAACCUGCCCAUCGGUUUCGAGGUACUUAAGGUGGAGGAGAACCGCUGCAGCCGUGUGCAGCGUGUAGCGGAGCAGGCGGCCAGCUCCAUCUACAUGGAUUCUCGCAGCAUCACGCUGAAGGCAACUCUGGGGCCGGGCUGCUACGUGGUGCUGCCCACCACCUACUUGCCGGGGGCCCGCGGCCGCUUCCUCGUGCGCCUCUUCUCGCAUUCGCAUGUCCAACUCAGGGAACUGAAGGACGACUUGCCAUCUCCCUCCUUGUUCCAGUGCUUUUUACCUCAUCCCACCGUGGUGACCACAGUCCAUCUACGCAAUGCGACAGGACUCUGCCGUCCUGAACAGACGGCUCCAGAUGUUUACGCCAUCAUCCGUUGCGAGGGUGCCACCGUUAGGUCCCAGCUGUUUAAAGCUGAAGGAAAUCCACAAUUCCAGCUGAGAGCCAUCUUUUACAGGAGAUAUCCGGAUGCACACAUAUCAGUCGAGCUAUGGAGCAGCGGCCUGCUGUGGGACGCCAUUUUGGGCCACGCCCGACUCCACACGACGCCCACCGACCAGAGUCGAGACCAUUCGAUGGAGCUACGGGGCGGGCCUACGGGUUCGGGAGGUCGCGUCUGUGUGGAGACGUCGUCGAGUGUCCACCUGACGGACCUGUAG